AUGAAUCCCAUAAUUUCGUUCUCCGUUGGCAAUGCUUCGAUUAUUCCUGGAGUUGCGUAUUCGACAAGGAAGAAUAACUCCUUAACCAGACUCAGUUUUUCGAGAAGUUCUUUAAAACAAGGAUUGUCAACUCGGAGAUUUCUCUUUCCUUCAUUUGUCGCCAAUCGAGUGUUCCCGCAGAACAAGCGGAUAUGCUCUUAUCGUAGAAAAUCUAGAACCUCCAUAUCCGCCACAGAAACAGAAGUACCCGUGGAGGUAACAGGUUCAGCUGUUGCAGAUGAAGUUUCGAGUGAAUCUCCUUCAGUUGAAGUUGUAAAAAGCGUAGAUUCAUCUCCUAAGUCCGAUGCGAACACUAGUUCUGCAAAAGAAAAACGUUCAAGACCGGGGAGGAAAAGUGAUUUUCCGCCUGUAAAGAAAGAGGAAUUGAUUCCAGGUGCAGCUUUUACAGGGAAAAUAAAAUCUAUCCUUCCGUUCGGUGCAUUUGUUGAUUUUGGAGCUUUCACUGACGGACUCGUUCAUAUAUCUAUGUUGAGUGAUAGCUACGUAAAGGAUGUUGCGAGUGUUGUUUCUGUUGGACAAGAAGUGAAGGUGAAGCUGAUUGAAGUGAACAUGGAAACUAAGCGUAUAUCUCUCUCUAUGCGUGAGAAUGCUGACACUGGCAAACGUAACGACGCACCAAACACUAGGGACCCUUCAAACUUUGGUCCAAGGAAAGACGGUAUGAGGAAAAAUACAAAAUUUUCGGUGGGUCAGGAAUUGACGGGUAGGGUGAAGAAUAUGACAAGGAGUGGUGCUUUUAUAUCUCUUCCGGAAGGUGAGGAGGGAUUUCUACCGUUUAGUGAGGAGGAUAACGGUGGAUUCACGAAUGUAAUGGGAAAAUCUUCGUUGGUGGUUGGUCAAGAAGUUAGCGUACGAGUUUUGCGUAUCACAAAAGGAAGUGUGACGUUGACUAUGAAGAAGGAAGGAGCUGUUGAAGAAUUGGAAAAGCCAUUUACACAGAAAGGGAGUGUGGGUGUUGGGCCAAACUCUUUUGCACUGGCUUUUCGUAAAAAUAAGGAUAUUGCUAAAUUUUUGGAUGAGAGGGAGAAAGUUCAAAGUGAAGCUAAAUCAUCAACUACAGAAACCGAGGAAGACGUGGGAACUAGUUCAUUGGUCGGUUCAUCAACAACUGUUGCGGAUGAUGAAAGCAGUCAAGGAAGUAUUAUAAAUGGUGACACUGAGAAGGAAACGGAGGAAGCUUCUGUAAGUUUGGCUUCUGAAGAGGAUAUAUCUGUAGUAAAUCCAAUAGUCGAGGAAGCUAUUCAGACAGAUAUCACAGCAAGCGAUGUAGAAACUGGCUCACCAGUUGAAGCGACCGACGAAAAUGUAAUAGAAAGUGUAGUUGAUCAAGUUGUCACGGAAGAUGAAAAACAAUCAGAAACUGAUAAUGAAAAAGAAGAAGUUGUAGCUGCAACGCAGACAGAUAGUGAUGCAGUUGAGCUUGUCCCCGUUGUUACAGAAACAGACAUUACAUCAAGUGCACCUGAAUUACCUCAAGAAACAGAAGUAGAUGACAAUGUUGGUGCUGUUCCAGAGAACAAUGAGAGUGAUUUGUCUCCCGAGGGAAGCUUGAGUAAAGAUGGAACCGAAGAAAACAAUCAAAUUCCUUCUCCUGAAAGUCCUGCCACUGAAGAAGUGCAAGAAGAACAAACACUUGUAACAGCACAAGUUGAAAGUCCUGCCACUGAAGAAGUGCAAGAAGAACAAACACUUGUAACAACACAAGUUGAAAGUCCUGCCACUGAAGAAGUGCAAGAAGAACAAACACUUGUAACAGCACAAGUUGAAAGUCCUGCCACUGAAGAAGUGCAAGAAGAACAAACACUUGUAACAGCACAAGUUGAAAGUCCUGCCACUGAAGAAGUGCAAGAAGAACAAACACUUGUAACAGCACAAGUUGAAAGUCCUGCCACUGAAGAAGUGCAAGAAGAACAAACACUUGUAACAGAACAAGUUGAAAGUCCUGCCACUGAAGAAGUGCAAGAAGAACAAACACUUGUAACAGCACAAGUUGAAAGUCCUGCAACUGAAGAAGUGCAAGAAGAACAAACACCUGUGGCAGCACAAGUUGAAGAGGUUGCAAUUGCAUCCGAGACAAACAGCUCCUUAUCUAGUUCUAAUGAACAAACCGACGUUACUGCUUCAGAUGAAGUCCUGAGUAAAGCAACUAUAUCACCAGCUCUUGUGAAGCAACUCCGAGAUGAAACCGGAGCUGGAAUGAUGGACUGCAAAAACGCUCUAUCAGAGAGUGAAGGCGACAUUACUAAAGCACAAGAGCUCCUUAGGAAAAAAGGCUUAGCAAGCGCAGACAAGAGAGCAGCCAGAGCAACUGCUGAAGGAAAAAUAGGUUCUUACAUCCACGACAGCAGGAUUGGUGUUUUGGUAGAAGUAAACUGCGAGACAGAUUUCGUCUCCCGAGGUGAAAUUUUCAAAGAGCUAGUUGAGGAUAUAGCCAUGCAAGUGGCUGCGUGUCCUCAAGUAGAGUACAUUGCUACUGAAGAUGUUCCUGAGGAAAUCGUGACUAAAGAAAAAGAGAUAGAAAUGCAGAAAGAAGAUCUUGCAUCAAAACCGGAGCAAAUAAGAUCAAGGAUUGUUGAAGGACGGAUAAGGAAAAGACUAGAGGAUUUGGCUUUGCUCGAGCAGCCCUACAUCAAGAAUGAUAAAGUGCCCAUAAAGGAUUGGGUCAAGCAGACAAUUGCAACUAUUGGAGAAAAUAUUAAAGUUACGAGGUUUGUGCGGUUCAACCUCGGCGAAGGUUUGGAAAAGAAAAGCCAGGAUUUUGCUGCUGAAGUGGCCGCACAAACUGCAGCAAAACCAGUGACUACACCGGUGAAAGAGGAGCCUGCUGCUGCCGAAGUCAAGGAGACUGAACAAAAGAAAUCAACAGUAACGAUCUCGGCCUCAUUGGUUAAGCAAUUAAGGGAAGAAACCGGUGCGGGGAUGAUGGACUGUAAGAAAGCUCUUGCUGAAACCGAAGGCGAUCUUGAAAAGGCGCAAGUAUACCUCAGGAAAAAGGGUCUCUCAUCUGCUGACAAGAAAUCUGGAAGACUAGCAGCUGAAGGAAGAAUCGGUACAUACAUUCACGAUUCACGCAUUGGAGUUCUAAUUGAAGUGAACUGUGAAACCGACUUUGUUGGCAGAAGUGAGAAAUUUAAGGAACUGGUCGAUGAUCUUGCAAUGCAAGUUGUGGCUUGUCCACAGGUUCAGUUUGUAUCUAUUGAAGAUAUACCAGAAACAACCGUGAAGAAGGAAAAAGAACUCGAAAUGCAACGAGAAGACCUUGCUUCGAAACCCGAGAACAUAAGAGAGAAAAUUGUUGAAGGAAGAAUCUCAAAGAGGUUAGGAGAGCUUGCUCUUCUAGAGCAGCCUUUCAUUAAGGAUGACAGUGUUUUGGUGAAAGAUUUGGUUAAACAAAGUAUAGCUGCCAUUGGAGAGAACAUUAAAGUGCGGCGUUUUGUUAGGUUCACUCUCGGAGAGACAGUUGAAAAAGAAACAGUUGCAGCAUAG
Molecule: messenger RNA, 3546 nt
Organism: Vicia faba (fava bean)
Lineage: Eukaryota; Viridiplantae; Streptophyta; Magnoliopsida; Fabales; Fabaceae
Source: the annotation of a GenBank genome assembly